Messenger RNA from Astyanax mexicanus (Mexican tetra), 2574 nucleotides. It is a transcript of the gene atg101, whose product is annotated as autophagy related 101. Lineage: Eukaryota; Metazoa; Chordata; Actinopteri; Characiformes; Acestrorhamphidae. The transcript has 2 exons. Gene Ontology annotation, biological process: autophagosome assembly; autophagy. Gene Ontology annotation, cellular component: phagophore assembly site. The coding region runs from base 264 to 920 and encodes 218 amino acids. The record is from RefSeq and is a predicted model, not a curated record.
UGUUUACAAAAAUACUGAAGAGGACCGAGCCUGGAAAAAUGAUCUAAUCAAAAAUACGCUUAAAAAGUAGAGAUUUGAUCAAAUAAAAUAUCAGACGGGCUUUAUUAUAUUACUUUGAUAGUUACCAGACUGAACCCUGAGCUGGUUUAUGGUUGUUAAAGCGCUGGGCUGAAGCGCUGCUGCUCCUGGGAUUAGCUGCUCUUCUCUCUCUCUCUCACUCGCUUAAACUGAACAUUUACUGAAGGGGUUCUUCUCUCUCCAGGAUGAACUGCCGCUCGGAGGUGCUGGAGGUUUCUCUGGAGGGGCGGCAGGUGGACGAGGCCUUGCUGUCUUUGCUCCACACCAUCCUGCUGCACCGCAGCACGGGCAAGUUCCACUAUAAGAAAGAGGGAACCUACUCUAUCGGUACAGUCGGCACUCAGGACACGGACUGCGACUUCAUCGACUUCACUUUCGUCCGAGUGUCUUCAGAUGAGCUAGACCGGGUCAUCAGGAAGGCCGUGACCGAGUUUAAGGAUGCCCUUGGUAACUCUGGAAGCGAUGGCAUGGGCCAGAUCUCACUGGAGUUCUACCAGAAGAAGAAGUCCCGCUGGCCAUUUUCUGACGAGUGUAUCCCCUGGGAGGUGUGGACCAUAAAGGUCAACGUGGUGAACCUGGCCAACGAGCAGGAACGACAGAUCUGCCGGGAGAAAGUGGGCGAGAAGCUGGGUGAGAAAGUUAUCAACAUUGUGGAGGUCAUCAACCGACACGAGUAUCUGCCAAAGAUGCCCACCCAGUCCGAGGUCGACAAUGUUUUUGACACAAGUCUGAAGGACGUCCAGCCUUACUUAUACAAAAUCACCUACCAGAUCACAGAUUCCCUCGGAACAUCCGUGAGCACCACGAUGAGACGGCUGAUCAAAGACACUUUAGCUUUGUGAGAGAUGUUUAUAUUUAUUGUAUAUGCUUGGAAAUGGCUUAGAGAAACUGUGAUUUGUGUCUUAAGCUUUCUUCUUUAGUUUUGCACAGGAAUCUAAUGUAGCUAAAAUAAAAUAAAGUCUGUGCCACUAGACUUCUAUUGCACGUAAGUUACAUUGGCCUUGUAGGUCCUUGCAGCUGAUUGACUCAACCGGGGUAAUUGUGUAUAUUUUUUUUUUCUCCAAAACCUUCCUUUAAAUUGAGUGAAUAAUCAGGUCCCACCAGUCAAAUAUUUUAUUUGUUAUGAGUAUAAAUUGUCACUUUCAUCUUUCAUCCUCUUCACAUAUGUAAUACUAAUGGAUAAAUCUUUGAGUUUAACAGACACUGCUUACUAAGUUUGAAAGGGCUGCACAAUAUAGGACAAUACUGUAAUUCCUUUUUUCUGUAACAUCAUUCUGUGUGGGGUUUUUUUUUUGUUUUCAGGAAAAACACUUCAGUAAUUGACAUUGUGUUGCUAUGCCUUGCAUAUCUAAUGACACCUAUAAUGUAAUGUAGUAAAUAUGGUACUGCAUCAUUUUGACUUUAUUUGACUUGGUUGAUUACAUAUGUAAGUUGAUACUUAAACACAAACUAAAACCUAUCAGGUCCUGUGAUUGGUCAGGAAGCUUAGGACACAUAAUACACAAACUGUUUGGAGUUUGUGCAGUAUUUCAAAGGCCAAAAUCACAUUACCGAUUCACAUAUAGUAUAUUAUGCAGCUCUUUUUAUUAGAAUAGUUAGACAGAAGCAUUAAGAUUGAUGCUAAGAUAGCUCUGUCUGGUUGUGUUGUUUUUUUCUGUGCUUGUAAAUUCAGCUGCACCUGUUGUUGACUCAAGUUCAGACACAGCUUGUAUGCUCUCCAUAGAAAGGCACUGACCAAGAGGACGGGACUGUCUGGAGCAGCUGUGAGUACAUGCCCAUAAGGUUGUCACAUGUUAAAGGCCAGUGUUGGCUAGAUAGAAAGCCCCCCCCCCCCCUUAACUCAUUAAUGCAGUUAGAUCCUCCUUAACCUUCCCAGAGCAAGUGGGGAUGGUGUCACCGUUUGUACAUUUGAUCUCAGAAGAAGUGAUAAAGGAGCAGGGCUCUCAAUACUUUUGGCCAUAUAGUGCAAAGAAAUCAAACUGUAUUUUGACAGGGGCUUUGAAGGAACAGUUCAGUGAAAGAUUGCAAUGAUCAUUGACUAGAUGCAAUUGAUCAGCCAAGACAUCUGGCAUGGUCUUCCUUAGUUAAAUAUGGAGGAUGCUAGGCUAACAUUGCUAACAUAAACAAUGGAUGUGCAUGCUCACCAGCCUUUUUUGUAUAAAGGAAGCCACACCAACAUGUUCACUUUGCAUCCGUUUGCCAAACACGUUUAUAAUGUUGUUAGCAACUUCAGCCUAGCAUCUCUUCUUGAAAACCUAAAACACACAUAUCAGAUACUAAACACGUCUUGGCUGAUCGGCUGUAUCUGAGGUCAGUGAUCAAUGUUCAUGUUCUUCUGUUUUUUUUUUUUUCCCUUACCUGCUAGUGGCAGAACAUGUUAAUUAUUAACAGAUAAGUUAAAGGCAAAGCAUGUGUCCGUCUCUCAAAAUUAAUGGUCAGUGUGUUUUGAUGUGUGAUUCUUUUUGGGAAAUAAAACAGACUCAUCUUUAAACCUUC